Molecule: messenger RNA, 4851 nt
Organism: Planococcus citri (citrus mealybug)
Lineage: Eukaryota; Metazoa; Arthropoda; Insecta; Hemiptera; Pseudococcidae
Gene: rig
Product: rigor mortis
Exons: 21
Coding region: 188-4660 (1490 amino acids)
Biological process (GO): spliceosomal snRNP assembly
Cellular component (GO): nucleus; SMN complex
Molecular function (GO): mRNA 3'-UTR binding; protein binding
Source: RefSeq, a predicted model, not a curated record
UGGUAGCUUUGUAUCAAACACAUCUCUGGAUCACCGUAGAAAAAUACCGCUAAACAUUGAAAUGACUUGAUUGUUUUUGAUUCGAAAUUAAGCAUGAAAUAUUGUGAAUAACAGAUAGCUUUUCGAUUUUUAAAGUGCUGUAGACGUUUCUAAACAUCGGAAACUAUCUCUCCGAGUAUAAUUUUUCAUGGUUCUUCAAUCACAAAGCAAGAUGGAUCGUUUCAAUUUCUUGCCCUCUGUGAAUUGGAACAUCUCUCACAUGCUUGUUGUGAGUGAAGAUGGUACAACUUGCGCUUUUGGUAGCAGAGGAGAUAUCAUAAUCUUGAAGAAUGUCGAUAAAGAUAACCUGAACGAAUAUGAAACCAAAUUCAUUCCGAAAGCGCAUAAGAAUUUCAGAGUUAUGGGACUAAGUUUCGUAAAGAUCGAAUUAGAAGAUGAAAUUGUCGAAUCUUUGGUUUCUUGCGGUGACGAUGGGCGUAUUAAAGUUUGGAACAUCGAGACUGGAACCACUACUCAUAAAUGUUUGUAUAAAAAGAACGCUAAUACUGGUAUGAAACUUGUUGAUCUCGAUGUGUUUCCUCAAAAUAACUGUGUAGUCACAGCAGCGGAAAAUGGCAGUGUGCUCAAGUGGCACAUUGAAGCGAACAAAGCAUGGAUUUACAACGUGGAUCCUAAAAUUGUGAUAAAUUGCGUAGCUGUGUGUCCACAUGUUGAAGAUUUAAUCGCUAUUGGAGCUCAAUUCGGAUUAGUUUUGAUUUAUAGUUUGAAAGGCCAAGGCAAAUUAAGACAUCGAAUUCGUUGCCACGAUAACGCGGUUUUCUCGGUAUCCUGGUGUCCAGUACCUUACAAUGCUCUUCAGCUCAGCAAACUUAAAGAAGAUGCUGAUUUUGAUGAAGAAGAAUGGAAGAAGAAAGAUAAAACGUUGCUUCUCGCUUCGUGCUCAAAAGAUCGUAGCGUUUAUAUUUGUAAAGCUGGUACUAAUGGAUAUUGUGAAGCUGUCCUUACGUUACCAUCGAAACCCGUUACUAACGCUUCUCGGCAAGGGAAUAUUCCGAAUUCAGAUCGCGGCCGUUAUCUCAAGUGGAUUUAUCCUUCGGUUUUGCUCACAUUUUCAGAUUUUAACGAAAUGAUCGCUGUUUAUAUGUUCGCGAAAAAUGAGCAGAAGUCAGAUCCAAGGCAGAAAAUGAAGGUGUCGAGUGUUAAAUUUGACGUGAAACCACUUCAUAAUGUGCAUAAGAGAAAUAUUAGUAAUUUUGCUGUUCAUUUGAACAGUCUCGAAGAAGUGGAUUUUAGAGUAUGGUCUUGUAGUGCAGACCGCCUUCUGGUCCGUAGUGGGUAUCGAGUUAAUUAUAAAGAAAGAACAGUUAUAUUACCUCUGGUCUCCGGUUAUAUCUUUUGCAUGGAUAUAAGUCCACAAAAUCCUGAUUUACUAGCUAUCGGUACCGGCGACGGAAAAAUAUAUGUUUGGAAUUUGAGUACGGAUAAUUAUGUCGAUAUUUCCACAUUAUCGAAAAAGAUCGAUAAUAAAGUAAUGAGUAUUCGUUGGCAUCCUGUUUAUGAAGGCGUCCUAGCAUUUGGUACUUACGAAGGUAGAGUUGGAAUUUUUGAUUUAUCGCAAGGACGAACCAUACCAACUUUAUUCAAAUUAUUCCACAAUAAACCAAUUUACAAGUUAUGCUGGGCACUUCCAACAGUUUCGCAACGUACGAGCGAAACACAAGCAAAGGAAAUGCAUUUGUUUGCUGUUGGUAAUGGAGAUAUACUGCAGUUUAAUCCUUCUAAUCCGAAUGAAAUGCCUGUAAGUUUAAAUGCUGAAGCACUUGUUCAAAUAGAUGAGGCUAGCAAGUGUAAACAUAAAAGUGACUUAUGCUACGAUGCAGACAGAAAAUUAGUAGCUAUUGGAUUAAGCAAUGGCGAUGUUUGUAUUUGCUGUGCUGAGUCUUUUAAAUUACAUCAUACGAUCACCGAACAACCUAAAGCUAUUAUGUCUCUCGCUUGGCACCCGAAAAUUGUUUACGACUGUCCCAGUGAAACAUCCCCUUAUUCUAACUGGUUAGCUACUGCCGGAGAAAAUGUAAUCGUUUAUAGCAUCAAUCCUGAGAGUAGCGACAGUCCGAGAAAAAUAGCCAGUUUGGACGUUCAUACCAGUAGAGUAUUAGGUGUUUCUUGGAGUCCCCAUAUGAAUGGACGUCUUCUCACAUGUUCAGCUGAUAACACUGCCAUUAUUUGGGAUGUUGUAAAUCAAACUAUUAUUGGUCGUUAUUCCGAACAUUGUGCUCAAGUGCUAUGUGGCGUUUGGAGUCCAAUUAAUAAAGAUACAGUCAUCACGGGAUCGGCCGAUUUUACGUGUCGUAUGUGGAGCAUAUCGAAAGAUACAGUGAAUAAAAUUAAUGAUUCUAAAAAGAAGAAAGAUAAGAUAAUUGAACCAACGAUUUUGAACGCUUCUAGUCUCAAUGAAAGUGUUACGAUUGAUACACCUUCGACGUCAUUUGUGAAAAAUUCUAAAAGUCAGACUCUGUUUCCUUCUGUGAAUCAAGAUUUCCAUCAAAGUCCUUUGUUAGAGAGAAUAUUUGCUAGUGCUGUACUAAAUAAGUUAUCUAGCGACGAAGUCCUAAACAAAUCAUCAACUUUGGACAAAAGCAACGAGGAACCAGUGAAAGUUACGUCAGAUGAUUCCAAAGCGAUAGACAAUGGAAAUCAUGAUGAAGAUGAAACCAAAUCGAUGAAUGGAAAAGUUGACCAAAAAAGUGGACCGGAAUCAAAAAGCGUAGAUUGUGAUUACGCGCAAGUGUUCGGUACUGACGAUGAAUUGUUGAAAUUGGUUCUACACGAGGAAAAAGCAUUGGAAUCUUCCGGAAAUACGAGCGAAUUUUUGAUUUUAAAUCAGGCUCGUUUCGAUUUGAGCAAUACAAUUAAAGAAGCUAUUAAUAAAAAUCAAGUUACCGAACAAUUAUUAGCUCUGGCGCCUUCAGUUUCUCCAAAAUUAUGGAGAGAAGCUUGUCAAGUUUACAUCGAACAAAUGAUCAAAUCUGAUAAUAUAUUCCAAGCAGUCAACUAUCAGUUAGCUCUAAGCAAAGACGACGAAGCUAUUGAAUUAUUAUGCGAGAAAAAUCGAUUUAAAGAAGCUUUCGUAUUAGCUAGAUUACGUGCGAAAGAUGAAUCUGUGAAAAACGUUCUGGAAAGGUGGAUCAGUUACUGUUACAAUUGCGGAUUGUAUCGACUCGGAGCACAUUGUUACAUGUAUCUUAACGAAGAAGAAAACGCUUGCACGAUUUUAAAUAAGUCCAAGCUUUCCAAAGAUACAAUCUUGGCGAUAAAAUUAUUGAAAUUUUAUCAACCCGGCAGAGCCAAAGAAUUAGCCAUCGAAUGUUUUAAGAAACAUUUUUCGCAGCUUACUCCUACGGAUGUUCAAAUUCUUUUCGAGGAAUUCCCCGAAAUUAAGUUUUUAGAACCUUGGUACUUGGCGUUCAAGUAUUUCAAAGAACAAGCUCCAAAUACUGCUGAUGUUACCAAGUGGUUGCUUGGUAUGUUGAGUGAGAAUUCUUUGACCGUUUCAACAGCUGAUGUAAAUUACGAAAAAUUACGUGCUGCUGUCGUGGAUAACACAUUUAACAUGAAUUAUGAUCAGCUGAUGACAUAUGUGAGUGCUCUGGCAGCUUUAUAUGUUAGUGGAAUUUCCAGCCAAGAAAGUACGCCAUCUGCGUUACGUAGUUUUAUUCGAGGACUAUCUCAUUGCUAUAAUUAUAAAUUAAUCAAUAGUAAUAGAACCUUAUCUGACGCUGCUUAUCCAUUGAUGCGUUUGCUGAAACUGAUGUUCCCAGAAGGUUUAUUUCAAAAAUUCAACUCAGAGCAAGAGACUGACGACACUAACAAAAUGUUGUGUAAAAGUAUCAAAGCAUACUAUUGUGAUUUUGUUUUCACCUGGCUGGUUCAAUGCGAAGAUUUACCAAAAUCAUUGAAGACCAUAGUUGAUCAAAAUGAAGAAUUAGGCGAUGGAGAUAAAAAUUCCGAAAAGCAGACCCUUCUCAAUGGUUUAGAACCUUUUAAAGAUCGUUUCACCGUAAUUUGCGAUAAAAAAACCAAACUCCAAAAGGUUGUAGAGUUAUUAUCGUUGUACAUUGGCGACGUACUGGAUAGCGCUACCGUUGCCUAUUUUAGAGAAUGCGUUAUGUUGAAAAAACUUGAAAAUUCCCUAACCUCGAAAACCAGCUCGCCAGACAUAAAGAAACCCGAUGAUAUUAAAGCUGGCCGACAAUCAUUCGGCGAUACAAGAUCGAGAAAAUCUUGGCGAUUAUCGAUCGAUGAAUUGGAGAUCGAAAAAGAUUCAUCUAUAGCUGGUCUAUCGUUGGAUCGUAGCAACGUUUCAGAAGCGUUGGAAGAUCUCUCAAUUACGGAUAAAAAAUUGACAACAGAUUUGAACGGAAUAGCCUCAUCGGGCUCUUAUUCGAGCGAAAGUCAAAUGGCCGAAAUUAAAAUGUUGAAAGAUCUCAUCGACGAAUUCGAGAAACAACGAAUAUCCGCUCCUAAUCCGUUCUAUUUUCAUUGCAUCGCUAAAGAGUAUUUAGAAAAUAGUAAAGGAUUAGACGACGAACUUACUUCCAAGUUGGAAGAAUUGAUAAUGCGUAAUGCACUGAAAUGCGGUAUUAUUGAUCAAGACUGAAUAUCUUCGUAAGAAAGGAAUAUUUCCGGUAUGGCUGUUUUCUAUUAUUACUUUUAAAGUUUUAAUCUUUUUCCUGUGAAAUUUUUAACAAGUUUUUUUUUUCAUUUUUUUUUAGAAGCGUGCCUUUUUUCAUUUUUAUUUUAAUAAUUUAUUUCAUUCUGUUACGAUGAAUAAAUAUUUUUUUAUUUAAA